AUGUUAACUGCAGGCGAUAUACUGCUUCUUUGCAGUUUGCCACUGCUAGUGGCUUAUCCAGCUUUCAAUUGGAACUCUUCAAAUGACUCAAAUAUAAGUUAUAUUCUGAAGAAAAUUGAUUUGGAGAGGAAAAUUAACACAUUUAUCGUUGUGGACGCCUACAACUCCGGGCCUAGCUGCCUCUGUGAUGAACAUAUUAAAAUACUCAGCACUAACACGACCGUUAAGCUAUAUAAUCCGUUCAGCCUUAGCUCAGCUUCGAAACAGUUCAUUAGCAGCGAACUGCUUUUGAUUCGCUGUGUACCGAACAGUUUUUCGGCUGAGCUUUUGGAAUCAAUGCUCAAUGUCCUUCAAAAUAGGCGAAAUGUUCGAAUACUUUUCAUUUGGAAUGAGGAGUAUACCGACGCAUCGAGUGAGAAGCUUAUACAGUUGCAGAAACAGCAACAGCUGCUCUUCAAAUAUUGCGCUGAUAUGCGUCUGCUCAAUGUAAUUGCCAUAUACCGGGACUACUUGAAAGAUGGACAUUUCUACACAUUCAGCUAUUUUCCAGAGUUUCAUCUUGAACGGAAAACAUUGGAUGAGGCUUGCUUCCCAAACCGCAUAAAGGACUUAAAAGGCAUUGCUUUACGAACUCUGUCUGAUCAGUUGGAGCCUUGGAGUAUUAUGUGGCGCGAUCGUAAUGCCAACAUACAGAUUAGUGGCUUUUUUACUAAAAUUUUGCGAGAGUUUGCUAAACGGAAUAACGCCACACUUUCCUAUCCAUUGCCGGUGGAAAUGGGUGUCUUUGUAGAAUUAGGAAUUUGGGUAGCUCUCUUACAAAAUGAUACGAUCGACAUAGUUACUGGAAUCGCGAUUGCGGGCUAUUCAAACAACUCUUUUGACGUAAGCGCAGCUGUACUGGCAGUGGAUUGGACAAUUAUGCUACCUCUACCUUCACGAAUACCCGAUAGUGAAAUCUUUGUGUUUCUUCUCAAUUCAGUGCUGGGCCUAUUAAUACUCAGUCUACUCUUUAUAUUCUCUUCCGUAUUCACCUUUGAGAGUUUGAUUUUGGAACGCCGAACGUCGACCGAAAGUUUUCUCUUUUUCCUUUGGACACUCACCAACGUAGUACUUCGAGGAAUAAUUGGUCAACCGUCUGGAAUUUUUAUGAGUACAUUUAUAUCUGCAAGUCUUCAAUCAUAUCUGACUAGCAGUCUCCGCUAUCCGCGUAUAAACGAUUUCGAAGAGCUGUACCACUCGGGAGUAAAAAUAAAAAUUAGCAAAUAUGAGUAUAACAUGCUUCCCUUAUAUUUCGACGUACAAAAUCUUAAAGAGUUAGAAAUAAUACUGGAAGUUGUGCCCUCAUUUGACGAAAUUCAACGACAGCGUAUAAUACUGGAUCCACGGUAUGCUUUCACAAUACUCAGUCCAAUGUGGUCUGUCAUGAUCAAGUAUCAGUCUCAUUUGCGGCAACCACUUUUUUAUGUGAAUGAAGAAAUAUAUAUGAGUAAGGCUAUUCCGAUGGCGAUACCAAUGCAGAAGAAUUCAAUUUUCCGCGAAGCGCUCAAUAAUAUGAUCAAUGAAAUCCAAAGCGUGGGAUUGUUGGACUUAUGGACUUCCCAAGCGUACGACGAUAUGGUGGCGGCAAAAAAACUGAACAUCACUAAUCCAGCAAACGAUGUGAGAAGUGAAAUAUUGGAGUUGAGUAGCUUCUACUGGUUGUGGUGGUUAUAUGGCGUUGGUGUGAGUCUGUCAAUUCUGAUGUUCUUUGCUGAACUUUGGUGUUAUGACAGAGCGGUAAAGAAGAAUUUGGCUAAACAGAAAAGUGCAGAGCGAAUAAUCAUCAACCGACGUGACAUCUCAUAA
This is a messenger RNA of Bactrocera oleae (olive fruit fly), 1845 nucleotides long. Lineage: Eukaryota; Metazoa; Arthropoda; Insecta; Diptera; Tephritidae. The record is from RefSeq and is a predicted model, not a curated record.